Messenger RNA from Saccharomyces paradoxus, 735 nucleotides. RefSeq names its product monothiol glutaredoxin GRX4 (gene GRX4). The transcript has a single exon. Gene Ontology annotation, molecular function: 2 iron, 2 sulfur cluster binding. The record is from RefSeq and is a predicted model, not a curated record. Bases 1 to 735 code for a protein of 244 amino acids. Lineage: Eukaryota; Fungi; Ascomycota; Saccharomycetes; Saccharomycetales; Saccharomycetaceae.
AUGGCUGUAGUUGAAAUAACAAGCCAGGACCAAUUUACGCAACUUACCACUACAAGUGCUGCUAAUAAACUCAUCGUUUUGUAUUUUCAAGCUCAAUGGGCCGAUCCUUGCAAAAGUAUGAGCCAGGUGCUUGAAGCUGUCAGUGAAGAAGUUAACCAAGAGGAUGUCCGAUUUUUAUCAAUAGAUGCUGACAAACAUCCAGAAAUAUCAGACCUUUUUGAAAUUGCAGCCGUACCAUACUUCGUCUUCAUUCAAAAUGGCACUAUCGUGAAAGAGAUUUCAGGCGCAGAUCCGAAGGAGUUUGUGAGAAGCUUAGAAGCUCUCUCGAGUGGUUCUGCCUCACUAGGGAGCAAUGCUAAGGGUCCUACAUCUGCUUCAGAUGAGGAAAACAGUGGGUGUUCCGAUGAUGAAGAGGUUGAAACCGAAGAAGAAAUAAACGCAAGGCUGGUGAAGCUAGUGCAAGCUGCGCCUGUGAUGCUGUUCAUGAAGGGAAGUCCAUCAGAACCCAAGUGCGGAUUCUCUAGACAGUUAGUAGGUAUUCUCAGAGAACAUCAAAUAAGGUUUGGAUUUUUUGAUAUAUUAAGAGAUGAUAACGUUAGACAAAGCCUGAAGAAGUUUUCUGAUUGGCCUACUUUCCCUCAGUUAUAUAUCAACGGGGAAUUCCAAGGAGGUUUGGAUAUUAUUAAGGAAUCUAUAGAAGAAGAUCCUGAAUAUUUCCAACAUGCUCUACAGUAA